Molecule: messenger RNA, 861 nt
Organism: Fusarium subglutinans
Lineage: Eukaryota; Fungi; Ascomycota; Sordariomycetes; Hypocreales; Nectriaceae
Product: histone chaperone ASF1
Exons: 4
Coding region: 1-861 (286 amino acids)
Biological process (GO): nucleosome disassembly; nucleosome assembly; DNA replication-dependent chromatin assembly
Cellular component (GO): nucleus
Molecular function (GO): histone binding
Source: RefSeq, a predicted model, not a curated record
AUGUCUGUCGUUUCGCUUUUGGGCGUUAAUGUCCUGAACAACCCAGCCAAGUUCACCGACAAGUACGAGUUUGAGAUUACUUUCGAAUGCCUCGAGCCGCUAGAGAAGGAUCUCGAGUGGAAGCUCACUUACGUUGGAUCCGCUACCAGUGACCAGUACGACCAAGAACUCGACUCCCUUCUCGUCGGUCCCAUCCCCGUUGGUGUCAACAAAUUCAUUUUCGAGGCCGAUGCUCCCAAAACCGCACGAAUUCCCGAUGCAGAGAUUCUCGGUGUUACCGUUAUUCUCCUGACCUGCGCCUACGAUGGACGUGAGUUCAUUCGCGUCGGUUACUACGUCAACAACGAAUAUGACUCGGAGGAGCUCAAUGCUGAGCCCCCAGCUAAGCCCAUUAUUGAGCGUGUGAAGCGCAAUGUAUUGGCUGAGAAGCCCCGAGUGACUCGAUUUGCCAUCAAGUGGGACUCCGAGGCAUCUGCUCCCGCUGAGUACCCUCCUGAGCAACCCGAGGCUGAUCUUGUCGCCGACGGCGACGAAUACGGUGCUGAAGAGGCUGAGGAGGAGGAAGCCGCUGAAGCUGACGAGGCUGAGGCUAGCUCCAAGGCCAAGGCCAGCAACGGAGAGGAUUCAGAGAUGGCUGGUGUGGAGAACGAAGGAGAGAAUGCUCAGGAUGAGGAGGAGCUGUCCGAUGACGGCAGUGUCGACAUCGAGGGCGAGAGUGAGGAGGAGCUUGAGGAGGAGGAGGAAGGAGAGGGCGAGGCUGAGGCUGAGGCUGAGGCCGAUGGUGAUGGUGAUGCUAUGGAGGUUGACAGUGCUGAGAAGCCGGCCGCAUCAGCCGCCAAGCCCGUGAGUGUCGCUUCCUAA